Messenger RNA from Scleropages formosus (Asian bonytongue), 2175 nucleotides. RefSeq names its product transforming growth factor, beta 5 (gene tgfb5). The transcript has 7 exons. Lineage: Eukaryota; Metazoa; Chordata; Actinopteri; Osteoglossiformes; Osteoglossidae. The coding region runs from base 39 to 1316 and encodes 425 amino acids. Gene Ontology annotation, molecular function: growth factor activity; cytokine activity; transforming growth factor beta receptor binding. Gene Ontology annotation, biological process: transforming growth factor beta receptor signaling pathway; regulation of cell population proliferation. Gene Ontology annotation, cellular component: extracellular region. The record is from RefSeq and is a predicted model, not a curated record.
UCGAGUCGCGCCGGUUCAGAUUCCACGAUUCGGGAAAGAUGCCCGCCGCGCGGACGCCCCCGAGACGCCGACUACGGCUGACCCCCGUGGCGGUGCUGCUCCUCGAGAUGCUCAGCUGCGCCCGCGCCUUCUCCACGUGCCAGUCCUUCGACCUGGACGACUACAAGUCGAAGCGGAUCGAGGCCGUGCGCGGCCAGAUCCUGAGCAAGCUGCGCAUUCGCGCGCCGCCCGAGAUGGACGCGAGCCUGCCGGAAGAGGUGCCGCUCGAGGUCAUGCUGCUCUACAACAGCACCAAGGAGCUGGCGAAGGAGCGCGCGCGCCAGGCCGAGACGGCGUGCGAGCGCGAGAGCAGCGAGGAGGACUACUACGCCAAGGAGGUGCAGCGCAUCGACAUGCUGCCGCCUCGAGUCGAUACGAAUGUGAUCAGCAGCGGACCUCCAAGCUUGUAUUUCCGGGUUGUAGGGUUCGAUGUUUCCCGGGUGAAGAGUAACUCCAGCAUGCUGGUGAAGGCAGAAUUCAGAAUAUUCCGUGUCCCAAACCCACAGGCCCGGGCUUUAGAGCAGAGGGUAGAAAUUUAUCAGCUACUCAAGUCCCGGGACCCAUCGGCCCCCAUGCAGCGAUACAUUGACUCUCGCACUGUGCGCCCACGUGCCAAGGGAGCAUGGCUGUCAGUUGAUGUCACGGACACCGUGAAAGAAUGGCUGACACACAGAGAUCGGAACCUGGGCCUGAAACUGAGUGUACACUGCCCUUGCUGUACUUUCAUCCCAGCCACCAACAACAUUGUACCCAACAAGACUGAGGAGCUGGAAGCUCGCUUUGCAGGCAUUGACGAUGAAAUGAUGAGGCAUCACAAGAAGCCAGAAGCAGUAAAGGGUCAGAUUGAGUUCAGCACCAAGACGCCCCACCUCAUUCUCACUCUGCUGCCCAGUGACAGGCUGGAAAACCCUGGCAAGAAGAACCGCAAGCGGAGAGCGGCAGCUGACACUCCUGCGUGCUCUAGAAAUGCGGAUCAGGGAUGCUGCCUGCGAUCCCUUUACAUUGAUUUCCGCCGUGAUCUGAAUUGGAAAUGGAUCCAUGAGCCCAAAGGCUACAAGGCCAACUUUUGUGCUGGAAACUGUCCUUAUCUGUGGAGUGCAGACAGUCACUACAACAUGAUCCUGCCGCUGUACAACAAGCUGAACCCAGAGGCGUCCGCAUCCCCCUGCUGCGUUCCCCAGGACCUGGAGCCCCUCACCAUUGUCUACUUCGUGGGCCGCAAUCCUCGAGUCGAGCAGCUCUCAAAUAUGGUCGUGAGGUCCUGCAAGUGCCGCUGACACGGGGCGCGCGGGGGGGGAGGAGAGCGCGGGCCGGGUGCGGGGCGCGAUGGAGCGGAAGGGGGGGGAUCGUGAGAUUACGUGAGGAGGAGAAUGGGACUGACUGCGAUAGCCGGAGAGGUUAGGGCUGGUGACCGUGGGAGAUGCUGCAACGGAAGCCUGCGCAGAGGCUCGACUUGCAACAGAAACAGGAGAGCGAGGAUAAACACGAGAUGAGGUAGAUAAGUAAUGCAGGUACAGGUGGGGACUUUUACAUAUCCUACCUCCCCUUGCUUGUUUUACUACCUCCCUUACGUUAACGCCGAAAGGUCAUUCUAUACAGCGCAAACAGAGUCCUCCUCCUCAUCAAUCAGACAAUUAAUUUCAAACAUUUUAUGUAUUAAAUACAUUUUAAAAUCAACUUAACUGGAAGUGCUGUCUUCUAAUGACCGAUGGGAAGAAUACGGUAUUCUUGUGUACUUCGAUAUUUUGGUAGCGGUAAAAAAGCACUGUAACUUUCAAUAAUACCUGUAGCAAGUAGUGAAUAGAAUUUCACUCUGUAGUCAUGGUUGGUAUAAACUUUUGUUCUUCUAGAUCAAACUUUAUGAAGCGGUAAAUAUGUUCAGUUUUCUUAUUCUAAUCAUGAGCAAACCAAGGUAAAAGCUUUAUUGCCAUGUAUAUUGUUUAUAGCUUUCUGUGUGUUUCCUCUGUACAGUUCCGGUGACGAGAAAUGCAAGAACGACUUUUUUUUUUGUGAUUCACACACACACAAUAUGCCUUGAAGUUUGUUUUAUACAUGCAAUGAUUUUUAACCCAACGACAGAAAUAAGGCUGAAUCUUGUGUGUAUUAUACGCUUCUCGGAUACUGUAAAUAAUGUAA